CUCGUUGCCUUCCUUCUCCGUCGUUCCCUGUCUUCCUCUUCCGGAGAUCGGUUGCCAGCUCCACAGAGAAACCCUAGAAAUCUCGCUCUGCCAAAAUGGGUAUUUCCCGUGAUUCGAUGCACAAGAGGCGUGCCACUGGUGGCAAGAAGAAGGCUUGGAGGAAGAAGAGAAAGUACGAGCUUGGAAGGCAACCUGCAAACACAAAGUUGUCAAGCAACAAGACAGUUAGGAGGAUCAGGGUCCGAGGUGGGAAUGUGAAGUGGCGUGCCCUGAGACUUGACACAGGAAACUAUUCAUGGGGAAGCGAGACUGUGACUCGAAAGACCAGAAUUCUUGAUGUGGUGUACAAUGCCUCUAACAAUGAGCUGGUUCGUACUCAAACAUUGGUGAAGAGUGCUAUUGUUCAAGUUGAUGCAGCUCCAUUCAAGCAGUGGUAUCUUCAGCACUAUGGUGUUGACAUUGGUCGCAAGAAAAAACUCACAGCUGCCGCCAAGAAAGAUGGAGAGGAAGGUGAAGUCCCUGCUGAGGAGGUGAAGAAGAGCAGCCAUGUCCUGAGGAAGCUGCAGAAGCGUCAACAAAACCGCACACUUGACCCUCAUAUUGAGGAGCAAUUUGGAAGUGGUCGUUUGUUGGCUUGUAUUUCAUCACGACCUGGCCAAUGUGGUCGUGCUGAUGGAUAUAUCUUGGAGGGCAAAGAGCUUGAGUUCUACAUGAAGAAGAUUCAGAGAAAGAAGGGGAAGGGAGCUGGUGCCUCCUAAAUUUUUUAUUCUUAAUCUAUUUGUCAGUCCUGUCUUCACUCUUUCUUGAAAUUUCAACUUCUAAAGUCUGUUUUAUGGUUGAAGCUCUUAAAGCUUGAGGAUCUUCUGUUGUUACAUACACUUUUGAGUUGCUAAAUGUUUAGAAAUCAUCUCUUCCAACAUAAUCUUUUCAUUUAUUAAUUUUAUGUGUUUUCUUUGUUCUGCAUUCAGCUCUUCAGUUCGGAGUUUUAAUUCUUUCUUGACUUUGUAUAAUGCCUGCAUUGUUACAUGAGCCAAAAUCUAGGAAAAUUUUUGUCAAAAAGAAGGUAUAAUAAAUGAGAUUCAAAUUU
Molecule: messenger RNA, 1087 nt
Organism: Rubroshorea leprosula
Lineage: Eukaryota; Viridiplantae; Streptophyta; Magnoliopsida; Malvales; Dipterocarpaceae
Source: the annotation of a GenBank genome assembly